This is a messenger RNA of Zingiber officinale, 719 nucleotides long. RefSeq lists its product as uncharacterized. The coding region runs from base 73 to 432 and encodes 119 amino acids. The transcript has 2 exons. The record is from RefSeq and is a predicted model, not a curated record. NCBI's taxonomy places the organism in Eukaryota, Viridiplantae, Streptophyta, Magnoliopsida, Zingiberales, Zingiberaceae.
CGCCUCCCUCCUCUGCUUCGACUCUUCGUCUCCAGUAGGGUUGCUCACGUAGAGGCCGAGUGGCGCAGAGACAUGUUUGCGACGGCGGUUCGAUGGAUGGCCAAGAAGCCAAAGCCCAAGAUGAAGGCCAUCGAUCCUCCGACGCCGCCGGAGCUGACGCAGACCAUCACUCGCACCAUCUUCGACGUCGUCAAGGAGCACGGCCCCCUCACCAUCGCUGACACUUGGGAUCACAUCAAGGGAGUGGGUUUGCAAGGUUUAUCCAGUAAAGGACAGAUGAAGAUCCUAUUGAGGUGGAUGCGCGAGAGGCAAAAACUGCGGCUAAUCUGUAAUCACGAUGGGCCUCAUAAGCAAUUCCUCUACACUACAUGGUUCACCAACCCUAAAGUCAUGCCGCCAAGGCCGAAAAAAGGAUCCUCGAAGCUAUCCUAGUUUGGUUAUGGAAUCCUCAUCUUUGAUCAUCACCAGUAGAACCAAGACAAUUUGGAUGUCUAAUCAUCCUUAAUGACUGCCAACUAGCAAAAGGCAUUUUGUAUGGUGUCUCUUUUUUACUGAAUUCUCAAGUUUCUCAAUAACAAUCCAUGUUGGGUUGGCUUUGUAACUUGAACAUCCAUUUCAACUCAUUGUUAUUUUUCUCCUUGUCUGAAUUGAAUAUUCAUAUGAUGUCUCUAAUAUUAGAAAACAUAUAAAUUAAGCCUUUCUGUUUUGAAAUGUGUAAA